AUUCCUGUCUGCAUUCUUACUCCUCAUUCAUCCAUUCAUUCGGCAGUUAUCCAAACAGGGUGUAAAGGUUACUGAUAAAGGAGGUAAGUUAAGGAACGGUUGAGAGGUGGGUGUAGUCCAUUCUAUACCGCCAAUGCCAAUAAUAAAUGUCCCCAUUGUCUCCUUUCACACCCAACCUAAUUCUACACGGCCAAUGCCAAUAAAUGUCCCCAUUGUCUUGUUCCACACCCAACCUUAUUUUACACUUUCUACUCCUUCUACACCACCACCACCACCACCGCCUCCUCCUUUUCUUAUCUGCUCUCUUUCCCUUUUUGCUCUCCUUUUCAUUGCUGCUCUGUUUCAUGCAAAUUCCUUCUCUUCUGAUUUCCCGUCAGUUCCCUCUCUCUAAAUCUCAAUCUCUCUCUCUCUCUCUCUGAAAAUAUCUGCUGAACAGGGUGUUUGCAGGAGAAGUGGGAAAUUGAUCAAUCAAUUUUGUGGGUUUUAAACAAAAUGGUGAAAGUGGGAAUCUUCACAUUGAUGACGGGAAUCGCAGGCCCGAGUGGGUUUGGAUCAGCUUCAACCGCUGAGAAGGUUACUGAUGGGAUUGAUGCCAGUGAUCUCACUGCCAUUAUCACCGGAGGGGCAAGCGGAAUUGGGCUGGAGACUGCGAGAGUUUUAGCCCUUAGGAAUGCCCAUGUCGUCAUUGCAGCGAGGAACAUGGAGGCUGCAAAUGAAGCCAAACAGCUCAUUCUUAAGGACAACCAAGCUGCUCGUGUGGAUGUCCUAAAACUCGACCUCUCCUCGAUGAAGUCUAUUAGAGCGUUCGUUGACAACUUUAACGCUCUAAAUCUCCCGCUUAACCUCUUAAUAAACAAUGCUGGUGUUAUGUUUUGCCCCUACCAGCUAUCGGAAGACGGAAUAGAGAUGCAGUUUGCAACAAAUCAUCUUGGUCAUUUUCUUUUAACAAACUUAGUCCUCGACAAAAUGAAGGAGACGGCAAGAGCUACUGGUAUUGAAGGCAGGAUUGUGAACCUGUCAUCGGUUGCACACCUCCACACUUAUGAAGGUGGAGUAGAACUCGACAAGAUUAAUGACAAAGACUAUUAUUCUGACAAAAAGGCGUAUGGACAAUCCAAAUUAGCAAACUUAUUGCACGCCAAUGAGCUUGCUCGUCGUUUGCAGGAAGAAGGUGCAAAUAUAUCAGUCAACUCAGUGCAUCCUGGGUUAAUAAUGACAAAUCUCUUUAGACAUUCUGGCAUUCUAAUGAGGGUUUUGAAGGCAUUCACUUGUCUCCUAUGGAAGAACGUCCCACAGGGUGCGGCCACAACGUGCUAUGUCGCGCUCCACCCAAAUUUGAAAGGUGUAACAGGAAAGUAUUUCAUGGACUGCAACGAGAUCCCACCAGGCAAGCUUGCCACAGAUAAGGUGUUAGCCAAGCAACUGUGGGAUUUCAGCAACAAUUUGGUUAAUUCAGCUUGAAACCUUCAAAAUACCUCCUCCCGUUCUAUCCGACGAAUCUUCUCUCUACAUCAAUAAUAAAGCUGUUAAACACAGCCAGCCUGCCUGCCUAGUGUCCAUGAGUUCCGGUACUGUAUGUUUUUUAGGGGUCUGCAUCUUGAUGGUGAGAGUUAUAUACAGUUAGUUGCUUGCCUCAAUCUGAAAAUCGCAGUUGCCUAUGACUUCCAAUAAUGGAACAAUCUCUGCAAACUUUACUCGACAGUUAUAUAGAAAGUUUGGGAAUAGACAUGGAUUUCUGCUUUUUGAUAUU
Molecule: messenger RNA, 1750 nt
Organism: Rhododendron vialii
Lineage: Eukaryota; Viridiplantae; Streptophyta; Magnoliopsida; Ericales; Ericaceae
Product: short-chain dehydrogenase TIC 32 B, chloroplastic-like
Exons: 8
Coding region: 493-1461 (322 amino acids)
Source: RefSeq, a predicted model, not a curated record